AAGAUGGUGGCGCGCGCGGCGUGUGGCUCUGGUCUUCUGCCUAAGUCUGAGCGCAGCAGACGGGCCGGCGUCUCGCUGGUCUGGAGCCCCCGCCCGCCGGGUCCCUGACCCCGCGCCCCCGCGCCCCGUGCGCCCUCCACCCCCGGUUCCCGGCAUGCCCCGCGCCCGUAAGGGCAACACGCCCCGCAAGGGCGGCCAGCGCCGUGGAGGAGGUGCCCGCAGCAGUGCCCAGGCUGACUCAGGGUCCAGUGAGGAUGAGGCAGCAAGUGAGGCCCGCAGCACCACCAGCGAGUGCCCCAGCCUCCUCAGCACCGCAGCGGAAGACAGCCUCGGGGGGGACACUGUGGAUGAGCAGGGCCCGCAGGAGGACCUCGAGGAGAAGCUGAAGGAGUAUGUGGAUGGCCUCACAGACAAGAGUGCCAAGACGCGGCAAGGAGCGCUGGAGAGCCUGCGCCUGGCCCUGGCCUCCCACCUGCUCCCCGACUUCCUGCUGGAACGCCGCUUCACGCUGGCCGAUGCCCUGGAGAAGUGCCUCAAGAAAGGGAAGGGCGAGGAACAGGCCCUGGCUGCCGCCGUGCUGGGCCUGCUCUGUGUGCAGCUGGGCCCUGGCCCCAAGGGUGAGGAGCUGUUCCACAGCCUACAGCCCCUGCUGCUCUCUGUGCUCAGCGAUAGCACAGCCAGCCCCGCCGCCCGACUCCAUUGUGCUUCGGCUCUUGGCUUGGGCUGCUAUGUCGCUGCUGCCGAUGUCCAGGACCUGGUCUCUUGCCUUGCCUGCCUAGAAGGCGUUUUUAGCCGGUCCUGUGGCACGGGUAGCUCCACCAGUCACGUGGCCCCUGCCAGCCUGCAUGGUGUGUUUUGUGCUGCCCUGCAGGCCUGGGCGUUGCUACUCACCAUCUGCCCCAGUGCCCACAUCAGCCACAUCCUCGACAGGCAGCUGCCCCGGCUGCCUCAGCUCUUAUCCAGUGAGAGUGUGAACCUGCGGAUCGCUGCUGGCGAAACCAUCGCUCUGCUCUUUGAGCUCGCCCGGGACCUUGAGGAGGACUUUGUGUACGAGGACAUGGAGGCCCUCUGCAACACCCUGCGCACUCUGGCCACCGACAGCAACAAGUACCGUGCCAAGGCCGACCGGCGGCGCCAGCGCUCCACCUUCCGUGCUGUGCUGCACUAUGUUGAGGGCGGCGAAUGCGAGGAGGAGACGGUCCGCUUCGGCCUCGAGGUGCUCUACGUGGACAGCUGGGCUCGGCACCGGGUCUACACCUCCUUCAAGGAAGUGCUGGGCUCGGGCAUGCACCACCACCUCCAGAACAACGAGCUGCUCCGGGACAUCUUUGGCCUGGGCCCUGUGCUGGUGCUGGAUGCCACCGCCCUGAAAGCCUGCAAGAUUUCACGCUUCGAGAAGCACCUGUACAACGCCGCUGCCUUCAAAGCCCGGACCAAGGCUCGCAGCCGCGUGCGGGACAAGCGGGCAGACAUCCUGUGACGGGGGACCAGCCGGGAAGACUGUGCCUGCCCUUGUCACGUUUUUAACAGAAGACAGUGCAACAGCUGGCCUCUGCCAGUAAUUGUCACUUUAUUUUUCUAAUGACAGAACCAAAAAUAGACAUAGGGUGGGCAGCUGAGAACCAGGACUCGGGACCUGGCCCUUUGCCCCUGCACUGUCUCAGGAGGCCUGUGCAGAAGGGGGCUGUCCCUUUCCUUUCUCAAGCCUUGCUCCCCGAGGUGGCCCACUUCCUUAGGGGGAUGGCAGCGGGGAGGCAAGGCUAGCUGGACUGCAUCUGUACGUUUUUAAAGAUGAUUCGAGAUAAUUAAAAGAAUGCUCAGCUUC
This is a messenger RNA of Lepus europaeus (European hare), 1825 nucleotides long. RefSeq names its product interferon related developmental regulator 2 (gene IFRD2). NCBI's taxonomy places the organism in Eukaryota, Metazoa, Chordata, Mammalia, Lagomorpha, Leporidae. The record is from RefSeq and is a predicted model, not a curated record. The transcript is spliced from 12 exons. Bases 155 to 1480 code for a protein of 441 amino acids.